AUGGGGGCCUUGGACCCGGAAGUGGCGCCCUGGGCUCGCGGCGGUGCCGCGGGGAUGGCGGGCGCUGGUGCGGGAGCGGGAGCUCGAGGCGGGGCGGCGACAGGGGUCGAGGCCCGGGCUCGCGAUCCACCGCCUGCGCACCGUGCACAUCCCCGCCACCCUCGGCCCGCAGCACAGCCCUCGGCCCGCAGGAUGGACAACGGGUCGGGGGACCUGGGUUCCGCAGAAAACACCCCCACCACCGAGGCGCUUUUUGUGGCUCUGGGCGCAGGUGUGACAGCUCUCAGUCACCCGCUGCUCUAUGUGAAGUUGCUCAUCCAGGUGGGUCAUGAGCCAAUGCCCCCCACCAUUGGGACCAAUGUACUGGGGAGAAAGGUCCUCUACCUGCCAAGCUUUUUCACCUACGCCAAGUACAUCGUGCAGGUGGAUGGGAAGAUAGGGCUGUUCCGAGGCCUGAGCCCCCGGCUGAUGUCCAACGCCCUCUCCACUGUGACCCGGGGCGGCAUGAAGAAGGUUUUCCCUCCCGAUGAGAUUGAGCAUGUUUCCAACAAGGACGAUAUGAAGACCUCUCUGAGGAAGGUUGUGAAGGAGACCUCCUACGAGAUGAUGAUGCAGUGCGUGUCCCGCAUGCUGGCCCACCCCCUGCACGUCAUCUCGAUGCGCUGCAUGGUCCAGUUUGUGGGACGAGAAGCCAAGUACAGUGGAGUGCUGAGUUCUAUUGGGAAGAUCUUCAAAGAAGAGGGGCUGCUGGGAUUCUUCGUCGGCUUAAUCCCUCACCUCCUGGGCGAUGUGGUUUUCUUGUGGGGCUGUAACCUGCUGGCCCAUUUCAUCAAUGCCUACCUGGUGGAUGACAGCGUGAGUGACACCCCAGGGGGGCUGGGGAACGACCAGAAUCCAGGUUCCCAGUUCAGCCAGGCUCUGGCCAUCCGAAGCUACACGAAGUUUGUGAUGGGGAUUGCAGUCAGCAUGCUCACCUACCCUUUCCUGCUGGUCGGUGAUCUCAUGGCUGUGAACAACUGCGGGCUGCAGGCCGGGCUUCCCCCGUACUCCCCAGUGUUCAAAUCCUGGAUCCACUGCUGGAAGUACCUGAGCAUGCAGGGCCAGCUCUUCCGCGGCUCCAGCCUGCUUUUCCGCCGGGUGUCAUCAGGAUCAUGCUUUGCCCUCGAGUAA
Messenger RNA from Elephantulus edwardii (Cape elephant shrew), 1170 nucleotides. RefSeq names its product mitochondrial carrier 1 (gene MTCH1). Gene Ontology annotation, cellular component: mitochondrion; membrane. The coding region runs from base 1 to 1170 and encodes 389 amino acids. The transcript is spliced from 12 exons. The record is from RefSeq and is a predicted model, not a curated record. NCBI's taxonomy places the organism in Eukaryota, Metazoa, Chordata, Mammalia, Macroscelidea, Macroscelididae. Gene Ontology annotation, biological process: positive regulation of apoptotic process.